Cercopithifilaria johnstoni is the source of this 879-nucleotide messenger RNA. The record is from the annotation of a GenBank genome assembly. Lineage: Eukaryota; Metazoa; Nematoda; Chromadorea; Rhabditida; Onchocercidae.
AUGACAUAUAAAGAAGGAGAACCAAGCUGUUCUAAUUGUUGGAGUUUGGCUGAUCAGCAAGAAGAUGCUAGGAAAGAAGUGAAAGAAAGAAAAUUCACCAUUACACCAGUGCUUUGCAAGGAAAUAGUGCGUGAUAAUUUGCCGCUGAUUGAGUAUCACGCAAUAAAGAUGGAAGAUAAAUGCAAGAUCGGAUUGCUGUUACAGAUUUUGCCAAAUAUGCCAUCAGAAGCGAAUCAUUUAAAGCGUAUCAAAAAUGGACUAAUUCUUAUCCAACCAGCAAAUGGACCACUGCCGCAGGAAUUUCUGAAGAAACUUGAGACUACGCUUUUAGAUAUUUCUAUCUCAAAAGUGAAAGUUCCUUUAUGUAAGCCAUUGACAAGGCGACAAUUUCUAUGGGCCAAGCAGUAUUGGCCUACAGCUUUUCAUCCAAACAAGCAUUAUGAAGCACUUUUGAAUGGGAACUUUUUCACAACUGAUGAGUACCAAAAGAUUAUUGGCUUCUAUUUGGAAUCGGAAAAGAUCAGUAAUGGUGGUUCAGGAUGUGUCAUUGUAGAUUUAAAAGGUGAAGUUGUCGCAAAAAGUGGUGACCGAAAUAUACCUCUUGGUCAUGCUGUUAUGGCUGCAGUCUCAGAUCUUUGCGAAAGACAUCGCACCAUUCAAAGUGACAUACUGCAAUAUCUUGGUACAGGAUAUGACGUUUACAUGACAGAUGAACCGUGUGCAAUGUGUGCUAUGGCUUUGGUACAUUUUCGUGUUGGACGAGUAUUUUAUGGAAAACGUACUUUUUCAAGUGGAGUAUAUGAAUCAUGCUGGAGAAUUCAGGAAGAAAAGUCACUGAAUCACCACUAUGCGGUCUUUCGGAUAGAUGAAUUAAUGUGA